Molecule: messenger RNA, 246 nt
Organism: Suillus discolor
Lineage: Eukaryota; Fungi; Basidiomycota; Agaricomycetes; Boletales; Suillaceae
Exons: 1
Source: RefSeq, a predicted model, not a curated record
CAGGAUAUCAUUUGCACUGUCAAUCUUCAACACAACUGUAUCGAUUCGAAGUGUGUAGACAUGCGCCAGCAACACCUACAUCAAGAAUGGAUACAAACUAUUCAAACGAAGCCUGUUGUCGACCAUCAGCCAACUCCAUACUUCUUCCUCAACGCCUACUCAAUUCACAACUGUGAUCUUAUUCAGCUGGUCAUACCUGAGGCGCUUUGUGAGUCACCAUUGAGAGUCGCCAAUCCGGCUGAAGUU